AUGAGCGAUUCUCAAAGCGACCAGCAAAAGGGUCUGCCCGCUUCAACAGCGACGCCGACAGCCAAGGCGGGCGCACGAAAGAAGACCCGACCCACCUAUUCUUGUCUAAACUGUCACAAACGGAAAGUCAAGUGUGAUAGAGUGAAGCCAUGCGGUGCCUGCUGUCUUCGAGGCACUCCGUCCGAGUGUGAAUAUGGCACCAGCAAGCGAGACCACCACUAUAUCCAGCAGUCGGUUUUGAUCGACAAUCUGAUGAAAACAUGUGAGGACCUGAAGAAGCAGCUGGCCGAAGCGCGAGCGUUGGCCAAUCUUCCGCCGGUAAAGCAUGAGGACCCAUUCUCAGUCUCGUCGCCAAAUGACCUCGAGAAGACGGUGGACGAGGAGGAGUCGCAAAACUCGGAGUCUCGAGAUUCAUCGUUGAACAAAAAGUCGUCCGACCCAUCAGAUAUAGUAACAUCUGAAACCACCAAUGUACCAUGGAAAACAAAUCAGUUGUCUCGAUCGCUCAGUGAAGACAAACGGAUCCUGACGGACCCAGCGGUCGCCAGUUCAUUCGUGGAGGUCUUUGUCGAGCGUCUCAUUGACAAUUUCAGCCCACAGCCAGCCUCCCUCUAUGGCGGCACGAUUGCCCUGCGCGAGGCAUCUCGCAUGCGAAUUCUGUCGCCCAUGCUGUGUACCGCAUUCGAGGCUGCCUCUCUGACAUUUGCCGGUCGACGGGAGCAGAUCCGCGAGGUGGAAGCUGUAGGACAUGCUCGCUACGUCCGGGUGCUCCGGCAACUGCAAAACGCCCUGAACGAUCCCAAACAGAACAAGUCGACCGAAGUGAUGGUUGUUGUAUUACUCUUCACCAUAAUCGAGGCCUUCAAGCAAAGCUCCAAACAUUCCCUGCUGAAGCAUCAACUCGGCGGCCUGCAAUUGCUGCAAGCGCGGACGCCAUACCGACAUCGGUACGGGAUCGAUCGGUCGCUGUACGUCGAUCUCCGCUUAUACUGGGUAGGUACCCUCUCUCAUUUCAGGACCGCGCUAACUGGCCAGGUUACCGCUGCGCUCGUCCAGCGCAAACCCACCUUCCUCGCGAGCAAGGAGUGGCUUACCGUCCCAUGGCCAGGAGACGCGCCACCCAAGGACAUCCUCCACCGACUGCUAGACAUCGCGGUGGACAUCCCCGCGUACCUCGGGCAGAUCGACGACUUCGCCGCGGCGCUCCGGUCCGGAACCGUGCCCUCGACCGAGCUCGUCGCACAGCAGACCGCCAUCUGGGACCGCGCGACGGAACUGCAGUCACGGUUGAACCUGUGGAAGAGCAUGUUCGCCGAUACCUAUCCCCCGGGUCGAGCAUGGGAGGAGCCCGCACCUGAUGCAGCGACCAAGUCCACGUCCGCAACGGAAACGAUCUUCCCGACAUUCAUGUGCCGGGACCCGGCGACGAUGGACCUCGUACCGGCCAAGUUACUCGUCUACCCGGACCUGCUCUCUGCAACCUGCAUGACCUACUACUGGGCACUACAUCUCAUCGUCUCAACGACAGACAGCGGGCUGGUGAGCGUGCUGGGCCUGCAGGACCGGUACCAGUAUGCAUGCAACAUCUGCCGCAGCAUGAAGUACUACGUGGAGAAUAUCCCGGGUUGUUUGGUAUCGCGGAUAAUGUUCGUGCUGCGGACGGCGUUUGAUGCGUUUGCGGACGGGAUGGUCGAGAAGGAGUUUGUGACUGAGGUGUUUCGGCAUAUUGCGGAUAAGUUCCAUUUUUCGGUUUUUGCGAACCAGUGUGCGUCGUCUUCGGUUAGGGGUUAG
Molecule: messenger RNA, 1791 nt
Organism: Aspergillus fischeri NRRL 181
Lineage: Eukaryota; Fungi; Ascomycota; Eurotiomycetes; Eurotiales; Aspergillaceae
Product: Zn(II)2Cys6 transcription factor
Exons: 3
Coding region: 1-1791 (596 amino acids)
Biological process (GO): regulation of DNA-templated transcription
Molecular function (GO): DNA-binding transcription factor activity, RNA polymerase II-specific; zinc ion binding
Source: RefSeq, a predicted model, not a curated record